This is a messenger RNA of Neofelis nebulosa (Clouded leopard), 1796 nucleotides long. It is a transcript of the gene DHRS3, whose product is annotated as dehydrogenase/reductase 3. The transcript is spliced from 7 exons. Lineage: Eukaryota; Metazoa; Chordata; Mammalia; Carnivora; Felidae. The coding region runs from base 504 to 1367 and encodes 287 amino acids. Gene Ontology annotation, cellular component: lipid droplet. The record is from RefSeq and is a predicted model, not a curated record. Gene Ontology annotation, molecular function: oxidoreductase activity, acting on the CH-OH group of donors, NAD or NADP as acceptor.
CCCGCCCCUUCUGUCACACUUGUGGAGGGUCGAAUGGAGACCGGAGGGAACGUCAUCCUCCACCUCUGUCGCCCGCUUGUGCCCGAGUCGGGUGGGGUGGGAGGAGAAAUCAGGUCCAUGUUGGAAUCCCUCCCUCCUGCAGUUUCUGGCCGGGUAGCCAGGAAAACGGAGCUACUAAUACCCCCGUUGCAAGGUCAAUGGGGGGAUUAAAUGUCAGAAUAUAAACCCUCAGCGUAGGAGAAUUUCUCCUCCAACCCCACUCAUCCAAGCCUUUCCCGUUCUUCCAGUGGCUGUCCAGAUGAGUUUCCCAACUCCCCGGGAAGGAGGACCCUCGCCUGCAGAACCUCUCCCCAGGACUAGAGGGUCUUUGUGGAAUCCCCAGCCGCCACCUCCCCGAGUCAGCUUUUCUGAAAGCAGUUCUCUCACCGGAUUCGCAGCAGAAUUACCAGGUGGAACACAGGGAUUCCAGUGCACCCAGCCCUGCUGAAUCAGAACGUCUGGGGAUGAUCUAUCUGGUGGCCAAAGCAGCCGUCGGACUGGUGCUGCCCGCCAAGCUUCGGGACCUGUCGCGGGAGAACGUCCUCAUCACCGGCGGCGGGAGAGGCAUCGGACGCCAGCUCGCUCGCGAGUUCGCAGAACGCGGCGCCAGAAAGAUCGUUCUCUGGGGCCGGACUGAGAAAUGCCUGAAAGAGACGACAGAGGAGAUUCGGCAGAUGGGCACCGAGUGCCACUACUUCAUCUGUGAUGUAGGCAACCGGGAGGAGGUAUACCAGACGGCCAAAGCUGUCCGGGAGAAGGUGGGCGACAUCACCAUCCUGGUGAACAAUGCUGCCGUGGUCCACGGGAAGAGCCUGAUGGACAGUGACGAUGACGCCCUUCUCAAGUCCCAGCACAUCAACACCCUGGGCCAGUUCUGGACCACCAAGGCCUUCCUGCCGCGCAUGCUGGAGCUGCAGAACGGCCACAUCGUGUGUCUCAACUCCGUGCUGGCGCUGUCUGCCAUCCCUGGUGCCAUCGACUACUGCACGUCCAAAGCCUCGGCCUUCGCCUUCAUGGAGAGCCUGACCCUGGGGCUGCUGGACUGUCCAGGAGUCAGUGCCACCACCGUGCUGCCCUUCCACACCAGCACCGAGAUGUUCCAGGGUAUGAGGGUCAGGUUCCCCAACCUCUUCCCCCCCCUGAAGCCGGAGACUGUGGCCCGGAGGACGGUGGAAGCCGUGCAGCUGAAUCAGGCCCUCCUCCUUCUCCCGUGGACGAUGCAUGCCCUCAUUAUCUUGAAAAGCAUACUACCACAGGCUGCACUGGAGGAGAUCCACAAAUUCUCAGGAACCUAUACCUGCAUGAACACUUUCAAAGGGAGGACAUAAAGGCAGGAUGCAGAGACAUGCUUGAAAGCCACGGAACCUGAGGGGGCCAUGGCACGUGGGCACACCCCCAUGCGCCUGUCCCUUGGCACACUUCUGCUGGGUGAGUGGGACUGUUCCUGUCCCCAGGAAGAAUCCGGGUGAACCCCCAGGCCAGCCCCAGGACCUUUGCACAGGACUGAUGGGCGUAACUCUGACCCCCAUGGGGAGGCAAGAAACCAGCCAGCAGCCUUGACACUUUCAUACAUUUCUAAUUCUGUAGAGUUUAUUGUUAAAUUGCUUCUCGAGUCUAACCAGCCUUAGCAGUGUGUAUAGACUGUUUCCAGGAGGGUCUAUACCCAGAUGCUCUUUUCUUUGCAAAAUCCACCCAUCCUCAGCUUGUGCAAACUGGUUGUAUGGCAGGAAUGAUAAAUAAAGAGAUGGUUUUUGCGA